Molecule: messenger RNA, 661 nt
Organism: Rotaria sp. Silwood1
Lineage: Eukaryota; Metazoa; Rotifera; Eurotatoria; Philodinida; Philodinidae
Source: the annotation of a GenBank genome assembly
AUGGAUACAGAUUAUAAUCAUCAAGCAUUCGGUUGUUUAACUCCGACAAUAUCAACAAUCACAUAUUUUAAGCUAGGCUAUAUUUAUUCUAUUAUUUGGCUUCUUCAUCUCUUUCGUUAUGCACCUCAACUGAAAGUAUUGCAUAUAGAAGUGUUCGAUGGCGUAUUAGAUGAUGAUGAUCGUCAAAAUCGUUAUCCAACCAAGAAGCCAAUCAUAUUUCCAUGUGCUCUCAAUAUGCAUAUUCUUAUUCUUAAGAAUUGUUAUUGUGAACCGAUUUCCAUUGAAUAUAUUCUUCGUGCAUGUCCAUAUUUAAAACAAUUCUAUUUGAAUUCUGCAGUGGAAUAUUCUAAUCAGGAUGAUACGGUUCGAACAAAGAUGCGUGAUCCAUUGUUUUGGCAAUCAAUGAUACAUCAAUGGGGACAAAAUUUAAUAAAUUUGUAUAUAACUAUCAAAGGUGAUGAUUCCUUUAUCGACGAAGAUCUCACUACUGACUUUUGGCGAUCUAGAUUAUGGCAAGUAAAAACUUUAAACUCACCGCCUUGCUUUAUUAUUCAGACUAAUAAAAAAAGUCUCGAUUGUUCCUUAUUAUCUAAAACAUAAAUACUAGAAUACAAUUUUACUAUUGCUAAAUAUUGAAUGUAUCUUUGAUUAUAUGCAAUCU